Molecule: messenger RNA, 904 nt
Organism: Hypanus sabinus (Atlantic stingray)
Lineage: Eukaryota; Metazoa; Chordata; Chondrichthyes; Myliobatiformes; Dasyatidae
Product: dual specificity protein phosphatase 14-like
Exons: 2
Coding region: 69-746 (225 amino acids)
Biological process (GO): protein dephosphorylation
Cellular component (GO): cytoplasm
Molecular function (GO): MAP kinase tyrosine/serine/threonine phosphatase activity
Source: RefSeq, a predicted model, not a curated record
GUCAGAUAACAAGAGCCAGACGUCGGACAACUCUCCUACUGACCAGAGGGUGUUCGCUGGCUGCUCCAAUGACACACGCCUCUAUGGAAAUGCAGCCCCUCAGCUUCUUCCUGCCUAAAACCCAGGGCCACCCCUCUGUCCCUCUACCCCCUCCUCCACCUCCCUCUCACCCUCCACCCCUCACUCUGCCCCUCUUUUUCCCUCCCCUCAGCUCCCUGUCUUCCCUUUCUCAGGUCACACCCUCCCUCUUCCUGAGUGGCGGGAUUGUGGCCUCAGAUGGACAGGCCCUCCGCAACCGGGGCAUCACCUGUGUGGUGAACGCUACGCUGGAGAUGAAUGGCCCUCGCUGGCCAGGCCUUGAGUACUUACGAGUGCCCUUACCAGACCUGCCUCACGCUCCCCUCUCCCUCUACUUUGACUUGGUGGCAGAUCGGAUCUGGCAGGUGGCCCGACGGGGGGGCCGCACCCUGGUGCAUUGUGCAGCAGGCAUUAGCCGAUCCCCCACCCUCUGCCUGGCCUACCUGAUGAAAUACCAUAGGCAGAGCCUGCGCAAGGCCUAUCGCUGGCUCCACUCCCGCCGCCCUAUCAUCCGCCCCAACAUCGGCUUCUGGCGUCAGCUGAUCGACUACGAGAGGCAGCUCUUCGGCAGAUACAGUGUUCGUGUGGUACCCACCCCCCUGGGCUUGGCCCCUGACCUCUAUCUGCAGGAGGGGCAUGGUCUACUGCCCUACUGGGCCUUCCAAUGAAACAGAGAGAGAGAAAACCUUAUCAGAGCCACUGCUGCUUUCUUGGGCUAGGAUGAGGGAAUUGUGGGAGGACGGAGGUGAGGGAGAGAUGUCUGGGGUUGGGAAUCAUCUCUCUUCCUGUCACCACCCAGCACAACAGAAAGGGAAAUAAGAUCGUU